Molecule: messenger RNA, 1201 nt
Organism: Cyprinus carpio (common carp)
Lineage: Eukaryota; Metazoa; Chordata; Actinopteri; Cypriniformes; Cyprinidae
Exons: 2
Coding region: 1-816 (271 amino acids)
Source: RefSeq, a predicted model, not a curated record
AUGUUGAAAGAUCCAGUCAUCUCCACCCUGACACUAACUAAUGCACCUCUGCCAACCUUGUCACCAGAGGAAUGGAACAUUUCCAGAGAAAUCUUGGACAUUAUUAAGCCAUUUGAAGAGGUCACCACUGAAGUGAGUGCAGAAAAGUUUGUGACCGCAUCCAAAGUCAUUUUGAUGACAAGAGGUCUUCAGAGGAUUGUUGCCCGAUAUCAAAGAAAUCCCUCCAGCUUUGACCCUGUUAAAAAACUAGUGGAUGCUCUGAUGUCAGAAAUGACUAGGAGGUUUGGCAAAGUGGAACACAUUGAAAAGCUUGCUGAUGCUACUUGCCUGGACCCUAGGUUCAAAAAGCAAGCUUUUGUCAAUCACCAGGCAGCAGAAGAGACAGUAAAGCGGAUUACAGCAAAUGCAGCAGCUAUUAACCCAGCUCAGAGUGAGGAGGAGAAUACUUCAGAUCCUGGUGCGACUGCCAGUGCAGGGGCCAUGUUUUGGGAAGACUUUGAUGAGAGGGUAACAAGCUUGAGGCCUUCUGCUUCCUCUUCUAAGACCUCAGAUGCUAUGAUGGAGAUGCGGGCCUACCUUGGAGAGCCACUCUUACCCCGCACAUCAGACCCUCUGGCCUGGUGGAGGAGAUGUUCACCAGUAAACAAAACCCUUUCUGAAGUCACGAAGACAAGACUUUGCAUUGUGGCCACAUCCGUGACAUCUGAAAGAAUUAUUUCUAAAACUGGGCAGAUUCUCUCAGAGAGAAGAAACAGACUCAGCCCAUCCAAGGUCCGGGAGCUUGUUUUUUUUUUUUUUAAUGCAAACAUGCAUUAAAGCAAGUCCUAAAAAUAUAGCCACAGUGUGUUAUUUAUUUUAAAGCUUAUUUAUUUUUAUUUAUUUAGAAAAUGUCUAGCUUGUUGUGCAAUAUUUUUGUUGUUGUUGUGAUUUCAAAGGUAAUUUGUUAAGGUUAAAGGGUUCUGUAUCUCUAGUAUCUCUUAGUAUUUCUUAUUUUCAUUUAUUUUUUAUUUAAAUGGUUUACAAUUAAUUUGGGAAUAGUUAACCUCUUUGAUAUAAAGUUUUUGGCACAAAAGUGUUAUUUUAAAACUAUUUUAAACUAAAAAAAGACAAGAUUGUUGUGCAAUAUUUCGUUUUUUUAUAUAUUGUACUUUUAAAGUUAAUUUGUUAAGGUUAUUAGACUCUGGCUUUUAGUAUCUUUUAA